This is a messenger RNA of Pelobates cultripes (western spadefoot toad), 785 nucleotides long. Lineage: Eukaryota; Metazoa; Chordata; Amphibia; Anura; Pelobatidae. The record is from the annotation of a GenBank genome assembly.
AUGGCGGCAGGACGCAUCUCGGAGGAGCUCCUCCACCAAUAUGCAAAAAACAGCACUAUACAGCCCAUUACAGCUCGAUCUGAGCAACGCCACUCGACACCCAAGCUACCUGACUUACCGACAAAGCGGAAAGAAGGUUGGCAACUCGGGACGCCGGUCCUGCUGCCUCCGUGGGAAAAGAGGCCUGGCGGGCGCCGGACGGGGAAAGCGGCCGAUCCCCUGCUUCGGAGCAACUUGGCUGCCGAUAAGCCUGAACCGGAGCCCCUCAGCCCCCCCCCUGGACCGGUGUGGGUGAUCCCGGUCCACCCUCAGAAGGCAGCCCAUCCCCAGCAAUCAAGCCCCCGGCUACAGGUGCACCCUGCGGCGGUCAAUCCAAGAUGGCGGAUUCCACAUGGCUCCCAGCGCCAAACUCUAUCCUUGAUGACAUACUCACCCGGCUGGACAUACUGUUCCUGAAAUUCUGGCGGAGACUAGAAAGCAAGGUGAAUCUGCCUGACGCUACACAGCCAAAUACUCCCUUGCAUCAGAGCUUACCAAGAAAGGUUACAGCUCCACACUGGAGGAAGGACCCCCCACAACGUCUGCUCAAGCAGCAUACACAGCCCAAGCGACGGACAAAGAGGACGCCGAGGUCCACCAGGAAGUCCCCACAGAGAGUGGCACUGCCUAAAGCCAGGCUGACCGCAAAGGAGCUUCUGCACUACCACCAGGCACCUGCUGGAAAUGCCCUGCGACAGCUCACCGGGAGGCUUGCACAUCAACUGCCACGUGGGGGCAUCGGCUGA